Cladocopium goreaui is the source of this 5165-nucleotide messenger RNA. Lineage: Eukaryota; Dinophyceae; Suessiales; Symbiodiniaceae. The record is from the annotation of a GenBank genome assembly.
AUGCAUUGCUUGGAUGUGGUGGCGCGCGUCGUGCGUCAGCUGCGUGAAGCAGAGUUCCACUGUGCGGAGAAGGAAUUUCUACGACUGGCGAGGCAUGAAUUGUCGAGCGCUUCCACCCAGAGCCUGAUCGCAGCUUGUGCGGACGUAGAUGUCACGCGAGCCAGCGGUUGGCUUCAAGUCUUGAGGAAGAACGGGCGACAGAUUUCGCCCAAGAGCUUUCAGUUGGUGGUGGAUGCCUUGAUCAAAGAAGUUCGGAUGGUGGAGGCAGAAGAGUUGGUUCUGAAGAUGUUGGAGUGUCCUAUUUCUGUGAUCUCGGGUGGUUUGGUGGCCCUCUUCCGGCAGUUGGAGCUGGAACGGAUCGAGGAGUUGCUGCUGAAGCUUCGGCAAGUAGGCUCCCGCCAUUGGAUUUUCGGCCUAUCAGUCCUUCUGCGGUCUGAGAGGCACAUCAGCUGCAUCGAGGAUGUGGAAGUGUGGAUGCAACGAGCCAUUGACGCCAAGGUGCCAUUGGAAGGAAACCUCUUCAACAGCUGCAUCACUGCUUUGGCACGCUUAGGACAUCCUGUUCUCGCCGAAAAAUGGCUGAAGAGGAUGGUGUGCCACGCGGCGCCAGAUCCCAACUCCAUCGCCACGGUGAUUUCGGCCUACAAAACAGCCAAGAAGCGACCCGUGGACAACUACCUGCAGCGAAUCAAGGCGAAGGAAUUGCACUUGGACGUAUGCGCCUUCAAUCAGAUCAUCAAGAGUUGUGUUCACCUUGAGGACGUAGAUGAUGCUCACCGAUGGCUGCACCUCGCCACGGAGAUCUGUGAUGGUCCUUCCUUAGAUUCGCUUUGGUAUAGCACGGUCAUCGGCCUCAGUCUACGUGUGGGCAAGGCAGAGAUCGCUGAACGUUGGAUCACGUUCCAAGUGGAGCGAGGUUUCACCAAAGAUCCCUCCAGCUUCAAUGCCGUGAUCACCUGCCACGCUCGGCAAGGGACUUUCCAGGCGGCAGAGCGCCUGGUUCGCUUCAUGUGUGAGCAGGGCGUGGAGCCGGACCUGGUGACCUUGGGCGCGGCCGUACACAGCUGCGCCCGGGGCAACCGCCCGCGGAAGGCCGAGGAGAUGUUUCAGAUGAUCGUGCAGCGUGGACACACUCGUCCCGAUGUGGUGGCCUUCAAUGCUCUCAUCGACGCCUGGGUCCGUGCCGAAGAUGUGCAGCGGGCCGAAGAAUGGCUGCGGCAGAUGUUGGAGGCACAAGUAGAACCGUCGGUGGUGAGCUAUAGCUCCAUCCUGCACGCCUAUGCCAAGCAAGGCAACAUCGAGGCUGCAGAAAAAGUGAUGCAGCAAAUGAAGGAGAAGAAAUUGGAGACCUUGAUCAACGCCUGCGUGAAAGCGGGCGACAUCCCACGGGCUGAGAAGUGCGGCACGAAAGAGGCCAUCGAGAUAGUCAACGGAUUUGGUGGUGGGGCUGUUCUCUAUGUCUUCGACCUGAGGAAGGCAGAGGCGGACGGUUUCAACGGCGCCGAGCUCGUGGCGCAACGACAGGAGACCGUCCUGAAAUCGCUGGCUGGCAUCUCUGACUUGGGCUUGGCAGUGGGCCUUGUGAACCGCAGUGUGAAUCUGUACCGUAUAUCUGAUCUUUUGAGCACACAGCAGCCGUACAAACGUCUCACAGUGGUGAAGUCCUUUCCAACCAAGUUAGGUUUCGUCCAUGGUGCAUACCUGGCUGUUGGCACUGCUGAGAAUCAGGUGGAGACCUUUGGGUUGAAGCGCUUGCUGCGCAGCAAGAGCAGAGGGCAAGCCAGUAUGAUCAUUCCCAUCGAGAGCCGUGUGGUGGAUUUCUUGGAGUUGCCAGGCCAAGGUUUGGCGGUGGCAGGUCUACAACAUGUUCACUUCUUCAGCGCUUCCGCCACGCAGUUGACCAGUUCCCGACACACAUCCUUUGCCAGUCUGAGUUUCUGCAUGGAGAGUGCAGGCGUCAGGGGCCGCAUCUUGGGCUUUCAGCCCUUGUCACAACAGAGGGUCAUGGUGGCGCUGCCGGAUUGUCUGGUGCUCUGCAAGCUGGAGCUUCCAAACGCAAACGUCUACAGGUAUGCCGGAAAUUUUCUGCUGCCGGACAGCAGCCAUACCAAUUUUAUGGCGCUCUCAUUUGCAUCUCUGGAGAUACCUCAAGCCAACCUUCUUGCGGUUGGGGGCUGUGGUCAAAACUUGGUGCUCCACAAUCUUUCGGAUGCGACGACCGUUCGCGAGACAAAUUACACCACGCAUCUGAGAACCACUUUGAUGGUCCAAGCAUUGGCUUCCCACGGGACGACUCUGAUGGCGGGUACUCAAAACCACGUCUAUGUUUGGACCACGGAAGACUUCAGGCAGUGGACCAGGGUGGACCGCAUUUUACAUCACGGAAACUGUUGGGACUUGGCCUAUCUGGGCAACGACCUGUGGGCCGCGGCUAGUGAGAUGGAGGUGGUAACGCUCUACCACUUCGAUGGCGCCUUGAAAGCCUUGAAGACACUGGGGGUGAAAGGCCCUGCGUAUGCGUUGAGCCCUCUGAGCGGAUCGUUACUGGUGGUCACGGAUUUUUACCUUCACCUCUUUCAGGCAGAAGCGUUGGACCCUGCGCUGCCUCUGAAUUUCUCGGCGGCAGAGUUGCCGGUGAACGGUGUGAAUAGCCCGCCACCGGCCAAUAGCAUCAGCAUUGUUGGCAACGCCAUCUUGGUGGGCCUGGAACUCUACAGGCCCCGCAAUCCAGAUGCGGAAUGUGCACAGGGCACAUAUUCUCCGCCCGGCGCCUUCGAGUGUCGGCUUUGCCCAGAUGGAUGGACGUCCUUUGGGGCGGCAGGCAGUUGUUCGUAUCCAAACGGCGACACCCUGCUGUUCAUGAUUAAGUUGCUUUUUCUAGCACUUUUGGUCUUCGUUUGGAUGGUCCCGCAACUCCUACGACGCUUGAUGAAGAUGUCCAACGUGUCCGUCUUCGCGGAAGCGCCUGACGGGGUCCACACACCCACGGAGAAGGUGGCCUCACAGGCGAAGCAGUUGUUGAAGGCGGCUGCGCCAUAUGCCUUGGUUUUAGCCUUCCCCGUCUAUGCCGGCCUUUCCCCGGGCCGUUUGUUGGCCCUGGCACCGCUGGGCUCGGCGCUGCUGGCGGCCUGGCCCGCGAAGCCCAGCACCGCAAGGGCGGGGCUGAUCUGUUUGGCGGCUUCGUCCUUCGUCUGCAGCGUGAGCCUCGCGGUGUUUUUGUGCCAGGUUUGUGGCGUGCUGCGCUUUGCCAAUUUGGCGAUCUCUGGUUGCAACGCAUACUUCACCCUGCAAAUUCGAAGGUGGCUCAACAAUUCCUUUGUUGAUACGCAAGAUGGAAUCAGGGCCAACACGGCGGGUGUUCGGGUGAUCAUCAUGCUCUCCGCCGUCCUCUACUUCUCCUCCGGUUGUUUGGUUGUGCUGAAUCUGUCGCAGCAUCAUGGCCAUGAUUUCAGCCAGGUCUGGACUCCAUUGGGUGUUGCAGAACCCAGUGACACGUUUCUACCGACCUAUUUGCUGGCCGUUUCCACCGCUCUUUCGAUGGUGGCCUUGGGUUUUGCAGCCAAUGCGUGCCUGGAGGCUGAGGAGCUCCACCAGCCGAGCCUGUGGGCCAGAGAUGAAAAGGUGCCACCGGCGAAGUUGCCCCGACGCUGUCGCGUCCCAUGGCUACUGCGGCUGAGCAGCUGGUGCAAGUCCUGGCGCUUUCGGCAUUUCCUCUUCUUGGCCAGUGCCUUGUAUGACUCCUACACUUUCUACCGUGGUUUGCAAACCUCCAAGAAAGCCCUGAGCUCACAGAUGUACGACUUUGCAGCGAUCUUGUUCUUUGCCCUCUUCACCGCCUCGAUCAACGCAAUGGCCCUGCUGUUGGAUCAGUUCCGGAUGCGCCUCCCUGAGCUCGGAGAUCGCAACUUCCGACUGAGUUCGCUGUGCAAGUGCAUCUUGUUAUUCCUGAAACUUCGGGUGCUCAAAGUGCCAUUGGUGGUCUUUGCUCACAUGGACAGCACCUGGCUCACUGAAUACAGCGGUUACAUUCGCGAGAAGGAUGAACGAAUCCCGAUUUGGAUGUGCUCCGAUACCCUCUCCUGCCCGUUUCGCUGCCGAGACGACCUGGCAGGCAACUGCACCUACACCAGUCAGCCGGUGUACCUGGGAUGUUUCUGUCAGUAUUCCACUGCGGGAAUCCCUGUUGUGUCGGAUCGCUUCGUGGUCUUUGGGAAUUGCUUGAUCUCUGCCUGCAUCAUUGCUUUGCUCACCAACUCGCGGAUGCGAACCCGGGGCUUGUUUCGCUUUCCGGAUCUCUCCCUCUUUGCGCUUGGCUGCGUCACCUUUCUACCAACAGCAUUCAUUGCCAUCAACACGGUCUACCUCUCAGUGCCCCAACUGGCCCGGAUGCACCUGGAUUCCUGGAGCGACUUUUUGGUCCUCACGGUCCCUGCGUUGAUCUUCGUGGUCAUGGCCAACGAAAUGGCCAGGCGCAUUGAAACAGCCUGGAAAUUCCGCUUCCUGGGCCAUGAAGAACGCGUGAAACUCCGAUCUUCGGAAGGUCAAUGGCAGGUGGUGGACGGGGCCCCGCACCUCUUGGGUGCGCGAGUGGAAGCGCUGGACGGAGAGGGGCGCUCCUUGCUGCGCACGGGAAGCGCCGUGACGGUGCAAGGCCCUGCGGUGUUGUUCUUCAAGAACCCACACAGGUACGGAUCCUUAUGGGUUUCCUCUGGAUUUCGAGCCUUGACACCUCUGGCGCAUCUCAGUACAUUGCUGGCCAUCUAUCAGGUUUGGCAGCGUCUCUUUCAGGGCGUCAUCUUCGUAGAUGUCCUGAUUCUCCUGGUGCUCUCCGGCGCCAGCGGUGUGUUGAAUUUUACUCUCAUGGAUGAAGAGGUGGUCAGCCUGAGCAUCCGGCGACCCUCGCGGACGCGAUCCUCGCUGACGACGCAGAUCCUCUUCGACGAUGCAAAAGACGACUCCAGGACAGGCAGCGGUCGCUCGGUGGAACUGCAGCCCGCAUGACCCGAGGAGCGCGAGGACGUAUGACUCCGACUCGACCGGCGCAGCGAGACGCGGGUCGUAUCUCAGGUGACCGGCGAGAUCCACAUCAACGGCGGCAACGGCGGCAACGGCGGCAACAGCGGUCCCGUAAAGCGACCCCAUGCAGGGCAGAUGUUGUUGGAAAC